Messenger RNA from Humulus lupulus (European hop), 1035 nucleotides. Its product is annotated as purple acid phosphatase 17-like. The transcript has 7 exons. NCBI's taxonomy places the organism in Eukaryota, Viridiplantae, Streptophyta, Magnoliopsida, Rosales, Cannabaceae. Bases 40 to 1035 code for a protein of 331 amino acids. Gene Ontology annotation, molecular function: acid phosphatase activity; ferric iron binding; ferrous iron binding. The record is from RefSeq and is a predicted model, not a curated record.
CUUCAUCACCAAAGAACAUCAUUAUUAAUUAGUUGCUCGAUGCAUUGGUUUAAAGUCUGUGUUUUGAUUAAUUAUUUGAUAAUCACAAGUUUUGCAGAGCUUGAGAGGUUUGAACAUCCACCCAAAGAUGAUGGCUCACUUAGCAUAUUGGUUGUUGGAGAUUGGGGAAGAAAUGGCCAUUUCAAUCAAUCCAAAGUUGCUUUCCAGAUGGGACGCAUUGGAGAGAAAUUAGAUGUAGAUUUUGUGAUAUCGACAGGAGAUAAUUUCUAUGAGAAUGGACUAAAGAGCGUAAGUGAUCCAACAUUUCACAACUCAUUCACAAAUGUUUACACUGCUAAAAGCCUCCAAAAGCAGUGGUACAGCGUUUUGGGAAAUCAUGACUACAGGGGAGAUGUAGAGGCACAAUUAAGCCCUCUUCUUCGAAACAUUGACAGUCGCUGGUUUUGCCUCAGAUCUUUUGUUCUUAAUGCAGAAACGGCAGAAUUCUUCUUUGUGGACACCACUCCGUUCGUUGAGAGCUAUUUUGUUGAGAUUGACCAUACUUACGAUUGGAGACAUGUAUUUCCGAGACGGAAUUACCUUACCAACUUCCUCAAGGAUUUGGAAAAAGCAUUGGGAGAAUCUACUGCCAGGUGGAAGAUUGUGGUUGGUCACCAUGCUAUCAGAAGCGUUGGGCAUCAUGGCGAUACCCCAGAGCUAAUAGAACACCUUCUCCCAUUGCUCCAGGCAAAUGAUGUUGAUCUUUACAUUAAUGGACACGAUCACAGUUUAGAACACAUUAGUAGCCCAGAUAAUUCAAUCCAAUUCAUAACGAGUGGUGCGGGUUCGAAGGCGUGGAGAGGAGACGUGAAAGAGAAUAGUACAAGUAGUAGUGGCAAUGAAGGUUGUGUGGUGAGGUUCUUUUACGAUGGACAAGGUUUCAUGUCUUUGCGCCUCAACCGCAGUAGUAACGAUGCUGAGUUUCUCUUCUUUGAUGUUUUCGGCAAUGUUUUGCACUCUUCCAAACUCUCUAAACAUCUCCACUCUUCCAUUUAA